GUAUAAGUAUGAAGGAGCCGCCUCGCCAUGUUAUCGAGGACAAGCCGAAAACCGCCGUCGACAUCUAAAUCAUAGAAGGUUCCGCGCAAGGUGUUUCGAUCACCAUUAUCUUAAAAACCAAAUCUAAUUUUAUACGUAAAGAUUCGAUUAGUCGAUUAAUCGGCCAGCAGAGCGGCUGGUCGAAGCGUUUUCAGCGUUUUUCCUCACAGAUUAGCAGGCCGAAGCGGCUGCCAUGGAUUUUUAAGGCAUAAUGCGGCACCUCUAAUGCAAUGGCGAUGCAUCAGGCAAAGCAAGAACUGCGAAACUCCAUCUUCGCAACUGCCAAGCAGUUGGGCUCCAGUACCGUCCGCGGUAUACCUGCGAGCCAGCCGGUCCCCCUCCUACUCGACCGGAGGAAGCUAACGCUAGCUAGCUAGUCAUCGAACAUCGACGUAUCGAGUUUCUCAUCGAUUCAUUAAAACACUAUCGAUCAAAUAUGAAGCCUCAAGAUAUCAUCACCGGGAAAGCCAGCCUGUGGAUCUUCGGGUACGGGUCACUGGUGUGGAAACCGGACUUUAAGUACAAGAGGAGCAAAGUCGGUUACAUUCAAGGCUACAAGAGGCGUUUCUGGCACGGGGACAACUUCCACCGCGGGAACGACGAGUUGGUAAGAAGUUUAUUGUUUGUGCUUACUUGAACUCUUGUUGGUUUGGUGUUUUUUUGAGUCGGUACAGCAGCUGUUUGAGCCGCACUAAGGCGUAGUCCAUGACGUGACCUGGUUGUCUUCCUCUCUCUCUCUGCAGCCCGGAAGAGUGGUGACGUUGAUCGAAGAAAAUGACGUAAGUGGAACGCCCGACUUCCUCUUUCCCUUAUAUGCACACGGCGGAAGUAGUGGCCUAGAUCUUUUGAAUUUGAAUAAAUAACAACAUAUAUUUUACUUUAGGAGGAUAAAACAAUAUAUUUGACAAUUUAUUAGUAACAUUAAGUCAAUUUAACUUCAAUGUUUCUUAAUGUUGGUAUGGUCUGAACACCUUUCACUCAAGUAUGCCAUGGCUGUGUCUGAAAUGGUUCCCUUAACCCUAUAUAGGCGACUAUAUGGGGGUUAGCGCCAUUUUCCCGUAGAACAUUGCAAAAUGUAGUGACCGAAAUAAUAUACUGAAGAACAAACACUUGACAUACAUGAUACAUUAAAGUAGUUUUCUUUGAUUUGUAACUACGCAAUGUCCAAAGGGAGGGAAAAAAUGCAACAAGAUAACUGAAACUAGGCAUUCACAGGGGAGUGAACCAAAAUAUGGCAGAUUUUUAGUGAGUAAAAAUGACCAGCUGAGUAAAAUAUUUCUUAUCAGCAUAUGAAUUCCCUUGUAAAUCACUACUCUGUGAUAGUUUUACAUAGCCAUUGGGCUAAAUUAAGAUAGCAUGCAAAUUCCAGGACCACUCUUACUGCAGCUAUCAGAUCCACCCAAACCUAAUUUACCCUCUAUCACUAUUGCAGGGUGAAAAUCACCUGAACACGUUUUGGAUCAGGGAAACAAAUAUGCCUUCAAAGAUGUUAAAGGCAAUGCUGAAGCUACCCAGAGACCCAUGAUACUCAAACGCAACAUAAUGAAAACCACCCGGCGAUGGUGUUCUAGGGUUAAAAUAGUUCAGCAUACAAGUUUUAGCAACACAAAAGAAAACAAAAUGGUCACCGCCCAUGUGCUCUCAUCCAACCUUGAGAAACUUGAGAUGUUUCACUCUCUGCACGUUGUCUAAACUUGCCUUCCUUCUCUUUUAGGCGAGCACCUGGGGCAUUGCCUUCGAGGUGACAGGCUCCCAAGUGGAGGAGGCCCUGAAGUACCUCAACGUGCGUGAGGCGGUCCGUGGCGGCUACAGCACCAAGAUGGUGGAAUUCUUCCCAGAUGGGGAGAAGGAGCACCCAGUCCAGGCAAUGCUGUACAUCGCCACCUCCGACAACCCCCUCUACCUGGGGCCUGCCAGUCCAGAGGAGAUCGGCAUGCAGAUCGCUGUGAGCCGAGGGAAGACGGGCCACAACCUGGAGUAUCUGCUCCGGCUUGCUGAGUUCAUGAGGAACAGCUGCCCACAUGUAGAAGACCACCACCUAUUCUCCAUCGAGGCGGCGGCGCUCACCGUGGUGUCCUGCCUUCUUGCAGCCCAGUAGCUCGUACCCUGUGUCAAGAGCUUGAUAGUAGAUGACACAUCACAUGCACAAACAUACACAACACCGAGGCUUUCCAUCCUUCAUGCCAACCCAUCACUUUCUGUUGUAAACUUUAUCUUCACACUAACAUCCAGUGUACUUGAAACCAUUAAAUUCAACUGAAACAUUAACAAAAGGGAAGCAUGACUGUGUUUGUUUGUUACUGAAGCAUGGGAUCAUGUUUAUCUACACGUUUGUGUACAUCGGUUAUAAAUGUACGACUAAUUUAUGACUGUAAACUUGUGCCAGUCUGUUUUCUGUUAAGACAAAACUUUUUAUUGCACAGUUGAAUUUCCAUCGCACUCCUGUAAGGCGGUAAUUGAAGUGAGUGUGUCCUGAGUGUCGAACAAAAAAACAGCUGCUGUAAGGUUUGUGUUUGUUUUGAGUAAAAACCUGUUUUCUGUAGUUGCUCGGGGCAACUUUCCUCAUCCAAUGUAAUGAGAAAAUCCAAUAAAAAAAGAGAAAAACAAAGCAUUGUUGUUGGUUUUUUUU
Molecule: messenger RNA, 2668 nt
Organism: Xyrichtys novacula (pearly razorfish)
Lineage: Eukaryota; Metazoa; Chordata; Actinopteri; Labriformes; Labridae
Source: the annotation of a GenBank genome assembly